CUGACAGAUUGGCGACCCUGACAGUGAUAAUGCUCGAUGUCCGAUAGUCUGAUGCAUUGACGAUUCAUCGUACUUUCAGUUUUAGUGGCGUCUCACCAUAAAAAAGAGAGAUUUAUAGUUGAAAUUUAUCAAGUGUGAUUGAUAAAUCUGAGUGACUCCUGAAAAAAAAGAUUCACCGUAAUUCGGCGACGUCGUCAUGGCCGAUAGUGAGCAGAAGGCGUUGCAACUGGUAGCAGAGGCCGAGAGAAAGCUAUCGUCGUCAAAGAGCUUCUUUGGCGCACUGUUCGGAAGUUCAUCAAAAAUUGAAGAGGCAGUAGAAUGUUAUCAACGGGCAGCAAAUCUGUUCAAGAUGGCAAAAAAAUGGAAUUCGGCGGGAAAGGCAUUUUACGAUGCGGCAGAUUUACAUGCAAAAGCAGGUGGUCGUCAUGACGCGGCCAAUAAUUAUGUAGAUGCUGCUAAUUGUUUCAAAAAAUCGGAUACAAAUGAGGCGAUCAGCUGUUUGUUAAAAGCCAUCGAGAUUUAUACUGACAUGGGCCGUUUCACAAUGGCAGCAAAGCAUCAUCAAAGUAUAGCUGAAAUUUAUGAAAGCGAUGCAGUCGAUUUGGAGCGUGCGGUACAUCAUUAUGAGCAAGCUGCAGAUUAUUUCCGUGGUGAAGAAAGUAAUUCCUCUGCAAAUAAAUGUCUUCUUAAGGUUGCACAAUAUGCUGCUCAACUUGAAAAUUAUGAUAAAGCCAUUCAGAUCUAUGAGCAGGUUGCUUCUGCAUCAUUAGAAAGUUCUUUACUCAAAUACAGUGCUAAGGAAUAUUUCUUCCGUGCAGCAUUGUGUCAUUUAUGUGUCGACUCAUUAAAUGCUCAACAUGCAAUUGAGCGUUAUCAAGAACAGUACCCAGCUUUUCAAGAUUCUAGAGAAUAUAAAUUAAUAAAGACAUUGAUAGAACAUUUGGAAGAUCAAAACCUUGAAGGUUAUACAGAAGCUGUUAAGGAAUAUGAUUCAAUUUCAAGAUUGGAUCAAUGGUAUACAACAGUAUUAUUACGUAUCAAAAAGCAAAUUCACGAUAAUCCGGAUCUACGCUGAUCAGUUUUUUCUUAUCCAUGUUACUUUCUGGCAACAAUAUUAUUUCAUCUCUGUAUAGAUUUGUUUUUGAAUCGCGUCUUGCUUUCAAUGGAAACUAUAUAGUAUUUCAUAUAUAUAUAUAGUUUUUAUAUAAUAGCUCACACAAUUAGAUCGCCUUUUCGUUAGGCUCGUUCUCGACACUUAUCAUUAUAUAUGUAAACAUUUUUUAAAAUCUACAUACUCACGAAAUUGUGGAAGAUUACAGUCUGCAAGAAUAUGAAAAAUGAUUAUUUUGAACGUCUAAGUCUUUAUGUUUGCAUGUAUGCGCGCGUGUGUGUGUGUAUAUGUAUUUACCUUUUUUUUAUACAGGCUUAUUGCCAGAUAUAUUGACUACAAUGUUACAUCCAAUGAUUUUGUUUUAAAAUAAUAGCCUAGAAUUCUUAUCUUAUUUACUUUAUGUAUGUAUGUAUGUGCAUACACACACACACACAUACAAACACAUACAUACAUAUAGAAGAUGUACGACCAUUUACUAUGAUUUUUUCGAGAACGGUCGAUAAUAGAAAAAAUGUUAGGAGAAAAAUUGCCUGAUGUAAUAAUUAUCAUUUAUUUUAUUUUAUUUUUUUCUUAAAUACAACAAUCUGUCGAAAAAUAAUAUAUUGCAUUUUUAAAAUAAAACUAUUUUGUUGAAUUUACACAAAUUGAUCUUUCUAAACAAUCUGUAAAAAAUAUAAAAGUAAUUACAUAACAUCUUAACAUUAUUAUGAAAAUCAUAAUAAAAUGAUGUAAAAAAUGAUUAUUAUAUCAGUAUGACAUUUAAGAGCAUCACAUUAAAUAAAAGAUAAAAAACUUAAAAUAUUUUGCAGAAUCUUCAUUUUUCCAAUAAUUUAUCCUUAUAUUUUAAUAUCUAAAUCGUUCAUAAAAAUAAAUUUGCAAAUUUAACUGAAUGUCUCACUAAAAAAAAGUACAAUUGCAUUUUUCUAGUAUAUUAUUGCACUCAAAAAAAAUAUAAUAGAAUUAUAAUUAGAAGGAGGAUACAUAGUUAUUAUUAUGCCAUUCAAUUCUUUUUUCUAUCGUUUGUUUCUAUUGUCAACUGUUUUCGAGAAAAUUACAUGGACGAAUAGAUGGUUGCUUUGUAAACUAUUUUAUAUAUAUAUAUAUAUAUAUAUAUAUAUAUAUAUAUAUAUAUAUAUAUAUAUAUAUAUAUAUAAAAACUUAAUGUCAUUAUUAUAUACAUACACAUACAUACGCACUUUGUUUUUUUUUAAAUUGAUAAUCUUAUCAUUUUAACCAGGAUUAUUAUAGAUUAUUAUCUUUCUAAAUUUGAAAUUACAGUGUGCAACUAUAAAUAACAUAUUAGAUCAAUAAAUAUUAAUAAAUUUCUUAUUGAUUUUUCUCGCACUUUUGGAUAAUUUUACAAUGAAAAGUUUCUUAAAUUAUAUAUGUAUAUUUUUUUUAUUUAAUAGCAAAGAGAAAAUAUUGUAUAUGAUAUUUUGAAUGUAUAUAAUUAUAUUAAUUGAAACAAUAA
This is a messenger RNA of Cataglyphis hispanica, 2582 nucleotides long. It is a transcript of the gene alphaSnap, whose product is annotated as alpha-soluble NSF attachment protein. NCBI's taxonomy places the organism in Eukaryota, Metazoa, Arthropoda, Insecta, Hymenoptera, Formicidae. The record is from RefSeq and is a predicted model, not a curated record. The transcript is spliced from 5 exons. Gene Ontology annotation, cellular component: vacuolar membrane; SNARE complex. Gene Ontology annotation, molecular function: syntaxin binding; soluble NSF attachment protein activity. Bases 197 to 1075 code for a protein of 292 amino acids. Gene Ontology annotation, biological process: SNARE complex disassembly; intracellular protein transport.